Kogia breviceps (pygmy sperm whale) is the source of this 1359-nucleotide messenger RNA. It is a transcript of the gene PNPLA1, whose product is annotated as patatin like phospholipase domain containing 1. Gene Ontology annotation, molecular function: triacylglycerol lipase activity. The record is from RefSeq and is a predicted model, not a curated record. Lineage: Eukaryota; Metazoa; Chordata; Mammalia; Artiodactyla; Physeteridae. Gene Ontology annotation, cellular component: membrane; lipid droplet; cytoplasm. Gene Ontology annotation, biological process: lipid homeostasis; triglyceride catabolic process.
CCCCAGGCUGGGGAGAUGGAAGAACAGGUGUUCAAGGGGGACCCAGAUACCCCUCAUUCCAUCUCCUUCUUGGGCAGUUGAUUCCUCUCCUUCUACCAGGCCAGGGUGGUGGAUGCCUUUCGGGACCUGACCCCCCGGAUGCUGGAAACGGCCCAUCGCUUUGCUGGGACGUCGGCAGGUGCGGUGAUUGAAGCCUUGGCCAUCUGUGGGAUUGAAAUGGGUCUGGGAGAGGGAAAAGCGGCCCUGUACUGCAGCUGCUUUGUCCCUGUGUACUGUGGCCUCAUUCCUCCAACUUACCGUGGCAUGCAGUACAUCAACGGGGGAUUCCCGGGCAUGCAGCCCUGCUCCUUCUGGACGGACUCCAUCACCAUCUCUACCUUCAGUGGUCAGCAGGACAGCUGCCCGCGGGACUGCCCCACCAUCUUCUGUGACUUCCGCAUGUUCAACUUCUUUCAGUUCUCCCUGGAGAACAUCGCCAGGAUGACCCGUGCCCUGUUCCCCCCAGACCUGGUGAUCCUGCACAAUUAUUACUACCAAGUGUACGAAGAUGCUGUUUCGUACUUGAGGUGGCUGAAUGCUGCUUACCUUAAUUAUCCUUCCAAGAGAGUGAUUUUCCCCCGGGUAGAAGUGUACUGCCAAAUUGAACUCGCCCUUGUCAAUGAGUGCCCUGAACACUGUCAACCAAGCCUCCAAACAGAGCGGGCCAGUCCAGAAGAAUCCAGACAACUUCACACACAAUGGGCUCCCAAAGGGGAAAGAAAAGGUGGCCGUGGUCCUCCUCUGUCCCCACCUGUGUAGACACCUGAAUCCACAUGUGAGUGGCCUGUGGAGUCACCUGUUUCACCACCUGCAUCGCCACUGGCCUCAUCACCAUCACAUUCUCCAACUGACUUGCCACCUGUAUCACUCCCAGCUGUGCACUUCCUCCCCAGCUCAAUACCUGGGCUGUCACCUGUAUCACCAUCACAGCAGGUACAACUGACUGGAUCACCACCCAGAUCCCCACCCCCACCCCCAGUCAUCUGUGUCAUCCAGGACACGUCCCUGGGGCCUUCCGCUGUGGGGACAUCUCCAACAUUGCCCCAAUGUUCUUCUUCAGCAACAACUGCACAGCCACCUGUGGAGGAACUUGGCCCAGAACAGCCCCAAGCUCCCUUUGCUUCUUCAAAUUCCAAAAGCACCGUGCCUCUGGCUAACGUGAAGGAAACCAUGCGCAAGCCUUAUGCAAUGGAGAGAACUGCUGAAGACUCCAAUUGGGUGAGAAAGGUAUUCAAGAAGAACAAACAAAAGACAAGUGGCACCAGAAAAGGCUUCCCAAGACAUCCACAAUCCAAAAAACCAGGCAGCAAAAUGCAGUGA